AGAUAAGCUAGGUCAGUGUUGUUUGUUUUGAAGAUAAGUGAAGAAGGAUAGGAGCUAGUCAAAGAUGAGUUUGAUCUCCAGGAAGCUGUUGAUUAACCUGAACCUUAUGAGGAGGAACAUGAGCGGGAUGAGUGGGAGGAAGGUAUUUGUUGUCGGGGUCGGUAUGACCAAGUUUGAGAAACCUGGUCGACGGGAGAACUUUGACUACCCUGAUAUGGCUAAAGAGGCUGUAGAGAAGGCUCUGGAGGAUGGUCUGAUUAAGUACAGUGCUAUAGAGCAGGCUUGUGUUGGAUAUGUUUAUGGAGAUUCAACCUGUGGACAGCGAGCACUGUAUCCACUAGGAAUGACAGGAGUACCAAUUAUUAAUGUGAAUAAUAAUUGUGCAACAGGAAGCUCAGCUCUUUUUCUAGCUCAUCAGCUCAUCUCAGGAGGACUGGUGAACUGUGCUCUGGCUCUAGGAUUUGAAAAGAUGCAGAAAGGAAGUUUGAGCAGUGUUUACUCAGAUAGAGCUAACCCUGUUCAACCUCAUGUUGAAGCAAUGAUGGCGGUCAGAGAUAUUGAAGCGUCCCCUAUGGCUGCUCAACUGUUUGGGAACGCAGGGCGGGAACACAUGAAUAAAUAUGGAACAACCGAGGAACAUUUCGCAAAGAUUGCCUGGAAGAAUCAUAAACACUCCAUAAACAAUCCAAACAGUCAAUUCCAGGACGAAUAUACUCUAGAACAGAUCAUGCAGGCUCCGGUCGUACACAAACCCCUCACCAAACUACAGUGCUGCCCUACCUCCGACGGAGGAGCAGCAGCAAUCCUUGCUUCGGAGCAGUUUGUCAAGGAAAAUAAAUUGGAGGAUAGAGCUGUAGAGAUUAUUGGUAUUGAGAUGGCAACUGAUCUUCCUUCAACCUUCAAGGAUAAAAGUUGUAUCAAAGCUGUAGGAUUUGACAUGACCAAGAUUGCUGCUGACACGCUGUUCAAAAAGUCUGGACUAUCUCCGUCCGAUGUCCAGGUUGUUGAGCUUCACGACUGUUUCUCCGCUAAUGAGUUGAUCACCUAUGAAGCUCUGGGUCUAUGUGAGGUUGGUAAGGCCGGAGAAAUGAUUGAUAAUGCAGAUAAUACCUACGGAGGAAAGUAUGUUGUGAACCCUAGCGGAGGAUUAAUUAGCAAAGGACAUCCUUUAGGAGCAACAGGACUAGCUCAAUGUCUUGAGCUGACCUGUCAGGUGAGGGGAGAGGCUGGUGCUCGUCAGGUACCUGGAGCUAAGAUUGGUCUUCAACACAACCUUGGUCUGGGUGGAGCUUGUGUUGUUGCAUUGUAUAAGAAAGCAAACUUACACGAAUCAAAACUUUAAAAUUUA
Molecule: messenger RNA, 1348 nt
Organism: Eurytemora carolleeae
Lineage: Eukaryota; Metazoa; Arthropoda; Copepoda; Calanoida; Temoridae
Product: non-specific lipid-transfer protein
Exons: 5
Coding region: 65-1342 (425 amino acids)
Molecular function (GO): acyltransferase activity, transferring groups other than amino-acyl groups
Source: RefSeq, a predicted model, not a curated record